Molecule: messenger RNA, 708 nt
Organism: Exophiala bonariae
Lineage: Eukaryota; Fungi; Ascomycota; Eurotiomycetes; Chaetothyriales; Herpotrichiellaceae
Exons: 3
Coding region: 1-708 (235 amino acids)
Biological process (GO): protein phosphorylation
Molecular function (GO): protein kinase activity
Source: RefSeq, a predicted model, not a curated record
AUGAAACAGCCAAUUGAUGAGGAAUCCCUACACCUAUAUCUCGAACAACAUGUCCCGGAUGUUCAGGUUCCAGUAGAGGUCCAGCAGUUCGGCUUCGGAAACUCCAAUCCUACAUACAAACUCACGGACCGCCGAAGGCACCAUUUUGUGCUUCGCAAGAAACCUCCGGGAAAGCUGCUGACUACGGCGGCACAUCGGAUAGAUCGCGAAUAUCGAGUCAUUCGUGCCUUGAACGGAACAGAUAUUCCAGUUCCAAGGGUUUAUUGUCUCUGUGAAGACGAAAAUGUCAUCGGUACACCGUUCUACAUCAUGGAGUUCCUUGACGGUCGUAUUUUCCAGGACGCACAUAUCCCUGGAGUGUUAUCUUGGGAGCGAAAUGCAAUGUGGAAGGAGGCAGUUCAAACACUCGCAAGACUUCAUUGGGUAGAUCCCAUGGCGGUCGGGCUCAGUAGUUUUGGUAAAUCACAUGGCUUCUAUACACGGCAGAGAAGGACGCUGGAAAGUCUCGAUAAUUCAUAUUCAAAAGUAGUCGACAUUGAGUCGAAGGAACCGGUUGGCAGGACACCUGGCAUGGAUGAAAUGCUAGCAUACUUCGGGGAUGACCAACACCAGCCACAAGACUGUGCCUCCAUCAUACACGGAGACUAUAAGAUCGAUAAUCUCGUGUUUCACAAGACGAAGCCAGAAGUAAUUGGGAUAUUGGAGUAA